AUGAAACCACCACAGUUUCAUGGGGGAUUGGAUCCACUGAAGGCUGAAGCGUGGGUCCUUGGCAUAGAACAGUUAUUUGAAGUGUUUCCUUUUUUAGAAACACAGAAAGUAUUGUUAGCAAUUUUUAUACUUAAAGAUGAGGCGAGAAGGAAAGUGUCGGAGUUCAUGGAACUUAAGCAAAACAACAUGUCAGUAGCUGAGUACGAGGCUAAGUUUACUGAAUUGGCCAGAUUUCCACCACAUAUGUUCGAUACCGACUAUAAGAAAGCGAGACACUUUGAAGGAGGUCUUCGAGAUGAUAUCUUAGAGAAGGUGAAUGUACUCAAGCUAGACACCUAUAUUGAGGUGUUAAAUCGGGCCAUUAUAUCAGAAGCUAAUAUAGCUAGGCAGACCAAAUCAUUAACUGAUUGGAAAAGGCAUAUGGCCAGGGAUUGUAACCAAAAUAGUGGAAAGUUAGCUGCUAGCUCAACUGCAUCGAUCCUGAAGCCGGGAAACACUACAAGGCCUAUUACCAUCGGAGACACUGUGAGUAUUCCUAUUGUUAGCGAGUUUCCAGAUGUAUUCUCGGAUGAAUUGCUAGGAGAAUUGGUUAACAGGGAGAUAGAGUUUACUAUUGAUAUUAUGCUAGGCACUCAGCCUAUUUCAAAAACCUCUUACAGAAUGGCUACUACUGAAAUAAAAGAAUUGAAGGAAUAA
Camellia sinensis is the source of this 696-nucleotide messenger RNA. The record is from RefSeq and is a predicted model, not a curated record. NCBI's taxonomy places the organism in Eukaryota, Viridiplantae, Streptophyta, Magnoliopsida, Ericales, Theaceae.